Anas platyrhynchos (mallard) is the source of this 6391-nucleotide messenger RNA. RefSeq names its product serine/threonine-protein kinase PDIK1L. Gene Ontology annotation, cellular component: cytoplasm; nucleus. Gene Ontology annotation, biological process: protein phosphorylation; negative regulation of G2/MI transition of meiotic cell cycle. NCBI's taxonomy places the organism in Eukaryota, Metazoa, Chordata, Aves, Anseriformes, Anatidae. Gene Ontology annotation, molecular function: ATP binding; protein kinase activity. The record is from RefSeq and is a predicted model, not a curated record.
GUGUGGGUAGCGGGGCUCUGGCAGGUAGGUGAUGUGCUGCUGGAGGAAUUGUUGGAGCCCAGCCCUGCUGGAAGUGCCAGCAGCUGGCUCCUGGACCAGCUGAGAUGAGCCCUGGCCACGUGGAGCCUUCUGCUGAGCCUCCUAAGAAUCAAAGCGCUGCUCCUCUGGGUGUGCUGCUGCCUUUUAUAAGAUGGGAUUAAAGAGAGAAGUCUUGCAGCCGCUGCGUGCUUGGAGCUGUUACCACAAGCAGAGUGAGUACCACCCUGGGCCCUAUGGAAAUCUCGGGCAGGCUCUGGCUGCCCUGUUACUGGUAUGACUGGAUUUGAGGCUGUGAAUAGAGGCUGCUGCUUUCCUGGGUGCUGCUGCUGCUCCUCCCUCUGAAGCAAGUUUCCCCCUGCAGGGAAUGGGGGCUGGAAUAGGAAACCCUCACCCAGAAAACCCCGAGCUGUUCCUUGGUGGGUGAGCCCCAUUCCCUCCUCCCCAGCAUGCUGCAAACCCCGUGCAGAGAGCUGAGGGCUGGUAAAAGUGUCCCCUGGCACGUUUUCCUCCUGUGUGCGGGGUCUGGACUGUUUCACCCAGCCUGGUUUUGUUGGGAGCUGGUGCCAGGGCUGUGCGGGUGCCUGCUGGGGCUGACCCAGCUGUAAACGGUGUCCUGAAGACCACAAGGUGCUGGCAUCCCGCUGGUCUCACCUGCCCUGAGAAACCUUAGAAAUAAAGGUGAGGAAAUGCGAUUCCUUAUACAUGAUACAAGAGGCUGAGGUCGUUUGCAUGCUUUUAAUUAGAAGUGCUCCAGAACAAAGGGCUGUGCAGGCUGGGAGUGGGACUAGCACAAACUGGAGCUGCUGUAAAUCAUCCUGUCCUCCUGUUUUUACCCCUCCAGUAGCCUCGUGGAUGCCGCUGUGCUUGCACCGUCGCCUGGAGUUUUGUGUUCCCUGGUGCUGCAGCCAGGCAGGUCCCCGCCUGGCCAGGAGCUGUGGUUAAAUCUGUAAGUCAGCACAGGCAUUGCAAAAGAGAGAGGGUUUGGGAUUUACAUUUUCUUUCCCAUUAAAGGAUAAGCACCUUAAAGGAUCAGCACCUUAAUUAAAGGAGAGAGCUGCACCUCUGGUUAGCUGUAAGACCGGUGACUUUAAAUACAGACACAAGCUAAAUCCCUCCCCUGUGAAAUGGAGAAAAGCAAACCUACACACUUGAAAUAUGCCUAGCGCAUGGAAAACAGAAAUUAAAAUCUCUGAAGAAAUGCUGUUACAGACCCUGGAAGUUAAAUAAAGCUGUGUGUCGGUUAAAUAACCCACCCCCUGCUUUAUUUUGCUCGUUUUGCAGAGUGCAGAGUCCUCGGGCAGGGUUUGGCCGGGAGCUCCCCGCUCCGUAGCGAGCUGCUGUUUGUGUUUGGUGCCCUGUGCUCGUUCAAACACCGCUGUCCUUCGUGCCAGCCAACUGCAGCCCCCGCCGUAGCUCCAGCGUUGUGUUGUGGCGGAGAUAAGGCCCUGCCUGCCCCUUGGCAGGAUGCCCUCGCUCUGAAGCAACAUCUCUCUCCUUCGUGCAGUGCCUGAGCAGACACACUUGGGUGGACUCUGGACUGCAGGCAGCACAGGGAGAACCUCUGCAGGGCUUUGCCCCUCGCUGUCCCGUGUCACCCGAAUCCUCUCUGGGAUCCAUUGUGAAGUGUUCUCAGUCCUCACUGCAGCCUGUGCUGUGAGCCCCAGAAGCAGAGCCCCUCAGAGGGCUCGUUACAAGUUUUUAAAUGUAAAUUGUUGUUUGUUAGCAGCUCAGGAACUGCAGAGCACUGGCCGGGUUUCGCUUCCUUUUUGCUCAGGAGCAGUUCAUGCAAAGUGCUGGCUAUUCUUACACGCAGUUAAGGAAGAGGGAUCUGUCACAAGCUGUCCGGGGUGCCUGCACUGUGUUUGGGGAAGGUUGGGAGGUCAAAAUCGCAGCCCGAGCUGCUGCUGCUUCUCCCCUCUGACCACCAGGUCUAAGAUUUGGGGGCAUGGAGGAGCUGAGCGACCCCAGAGAUCAGCCAACAGCCACAGUGCCUCGCUGCAAGAGGAGCCAGGGCCCAGGUGAUGUUCUCCUCUUUGAGUCCGUUUGUUCCCAGAUUAUCUGGGUGCCUGGAGCAGGAACAGUUCCUGAGGGAUCUGGGCCCCGUGGGCUGAACUUGGAGGUGGCGAAUUGGGGCUGUGGCUGCCACGGGCCUGGGGAGGAGGAGGAGGAAGGCAACCUCCCUUUGGUGCCUCCCAUAAAUCCUGCUCCUCUCAAAUGUUUCAACCAGGUAAUGCAUGCUGGGUUUGGGUGCUAGAGGCCAUGGCUGAUGUGCUUUGCAUUUCUUGAAGUGGGUGAAGGGAGCAGCAGCGUUAGAAUUGGAAGUGCUCCGGGGUUUGAAAUGAAAACAACACAAAAACAUCCAUGGGUCCUUUGCAGCACGUGGAAGAUUCAGCCCAGACACUCAGAUUUUGGAGACCUCUCCAUCAGUGGUAACUUUCCCUCUCUCAACCUGCAUCCAUGGCCCAAAUACUGACUUUUUUUUUGCUUCCCAGGCUGGCACAGGCACUCCGAGGCAGCGAGGCCAGCCUCUCCCUGCAGCCUGGUUUGGAGCCCUGCCCGUCAGCAGGGCACGAACAUCUGCGUGAGGCUCCGUGUCCCCUCCUGCGCCCGCCUGCUCUCCAGUUCCUACUUGCACGAACUUGUGGGUGGCUGCCUUAGACGAGGUGUUGGUUUCAGAUUUAUUUAUGCCCGUUUGAGCCCUUGAUAUUUUUAAACUCGUAUAACAGGCCUUCCACUCCUGCUCCGUCCCAAAGACACGUUUGUGCAUCUCCAGCCCUCUGGCUCGCGGCCAUACAGCCUUGAGCCUGCCAGCUCCUUGGGGCUGCUCUCCCCUCUGGUAUUUACAUGGGCCUCAGCCCAGAAAGGGCUUCUGCGGGCUGGGAAAGUGAACUGGCAAGUAGCAACAGAUGGCGAUGGUAUCAGCUCCCUCAGCCACGUCUGCACCUGGUCCCAGCGGUGGCGAAGUGAUUUGCAAAGGAGAAACGCAUCUGGAGAGGUGACUGAGGGCACCUCGAGCCCUGACCUCCAUCCCGUGGGCAGGCUGAGCUCCAGAGGAGUGGAUCUCCUUAUUUACCAUUUGUUUGCAGACUGGGUUGUUAUUUUUCUCAUUUUCUGUUAUAUCCUGGUGUGUGCUGGGCAUUUUGGGACCUUCCCUGGGAAGCCCAGCGGUGCUGAGGGGUCAGCCCUGCCUCCACAUCUCCGUGCCCCAGGCAGACCUGUGGGACAAGGGGACUCCCUCCACCUCCUGUCCCAUCGCAGCCUGAAAGCAUCCUACAGCUGCACCCAAAUCUGUGACUCUGACCCUCCCCUCAUCACGGGCCGGUCAGUGCUGAAGCCAUAAGACAAUCAGGCUUAAUUAAAUAACGAGAAGCUUUAAGGGUCCGUGGGGCUAAGAAAUGGCACCCAGUGCCUUUCCAAGAGGCUGAUUAAUUGGGAAAAUCACUGAAAUCACAACCUAGAAAUUGAGGUGACAGCCCCCACACCCAGGGCUUGAACUGCCUGGCCUCCUGAUGCUGGGGAGCACCCCUCAAGCCCCCCCUCUGCAUCCCCCGAGGAAUUUGGCUCGUGCAAAUUUAGUUCAGCGCUAAGUGCCUGCUGCCUGUGCCCCCCCCCCUUCUGUCUGUCUGUCUGUCCGUCCUGUUCCCAGGGCAGGGGAAGCGGAGGCGCUGGGUGGAAGUGCAUCACGGGGACACGCCACAGAAAAAGGGAAUCGGAGCUGCUCUUACUCACGGCUGUCGUUACCAGAAGGGCCGCCUGAAUUCCGGCUCGGAAAAUAAACCUGUCUCCAGAAACAGCCGCUCCUGUCGCUUGGUGUUAAAACCGAGGUGGGUGGGGAGCAGAUCCCAGUCCUGGCACGGGUUUCUCAGCCUCUUGUCCCCGUCCCCUUCCCGUUUUCCUCUGGAGCAUCCCGUGCUGUCUGGGUGCCGCUGGGAGCACAGCUCGGGGUGUUCCUCCUCCCCGGCUCUGUCCCUAUUUUUGCUUUUGCUGGGGUUCUGCCUGUGCCAGCAGAGCCCAGCAAGCCCUGCUGCCUCAGAUUUUGCUCCAGCCUCACCUUCAGGCUUGAUUUUUCCAGCCCUGGGGGUGCUGGCCCUGACCCAGCCCCGUUCCCAGCACUGGCAGUGACACCAGCAGUGACACUGGUGCUGCGGGAAGGAACUGGUGUGGGGCAGGCAGGCUCAUGGCCAUGUCCCCCUCCUUAAGGGAACCUGCAGGUCCCGUGCCAAAUUUCGUGGCUUUGUCCCUGGUUCAGCCUCCUGGAUGUCCGAAGGAUGCAGGGAGCUGGUGCAGGUCCCUGGGGUUGCUCGGGCUCCUCAGCACAAUAUUUUGGGGAGCCCGGGUCCCAUUUAGGGUGGGCUGUAGGGGCCCGGGGGAUGCUCGGCCCUCCGGGAAGGGGAGAGGGCAGAGGUAAAAAUAACCCCCUGGGCUGGCUCCGGUCCUUGUGGCUUCCUGCAAUUUACAGCCCUUCCCGGGGGAAGAGGAGGCAGGAACCUGCCUGGCUCCGAGCUGGCUUUGACCCUUUCGACACCGACAGAGGAGGCUCCGGGACCUUUCCUCGCUGCGGGGACCCUGGGGAAGGGGGGAUCGCGGGGGGCUCCUGCUCUGGAGCUGGGCUCAGCAGUCUCCAGGGCAGGUGGAAGGGGAAAAGGCUGGUGGGGUGGGUGAGCUUCCACCCUCCUGCUCCUCAUACAAAGGGUGUGAGGGGUGGACAGGGUGGGCACCAUCCUAAAAGGAGGCAGAGAUUGCUGCUACCAGCCCCCGAGGGGCAGAGGGUGGUGGGGAGCCCGGCCCUAAAUCAGGAUCCCAUAGGGAGGCAAAAAGGGCUGGAGAGGAGCUGGGGCUGCAGGAGGAGAGGGGUUAAUGCCGGCUGUGCGGGGUUUGGGGUGCACAGGCUGUGGGAACAGGGACCCCAACGCCAGCGGGGUGCUGGCACGCGGCCGUGCUGACGGGGCUGGGCCGGGAGGGGUUAAUGGGGUGGCUCUUCCUCCCCCUCUAUAUGAGGCUCCUGCGGCUCUGGGCUCAGUUUGCUGCUGGCGGCUGCGGGGACAGGAGCAGCGGAGACCAACACGGAGCCACCCCUGACCCCUGCGAGGGCCCAGGGCCGUAGCUGAAUCCAGGAGCCCAGCAGCCUUUUGGGGUCCCCGUCCCACCCGGAGCCAACUGGGGGCCACCAGGCGAUGGUCCCCCUGGGCAGCUCCCCCCGAGCACCGUGCUCCCCCGGCGUCUCCCCCCUGCGCCUGCUGAACCGGGGCCCCGAAUACCUGCGGGAGCAGGUGGCGGGGGGCAGCGGGGGCCGCACGCCCAGCGCCGUGGAGCGGCUGGAGGCCGACAAAGCCAAAUACGUCAAAUCGCAGCAGGUCAUCAACAGCCGGCAGGAGCCGGCGCUGCGGGGCUGCUCGCCUCGCUUCUCCCCCCGUGGCCGGCGCCUGCUCGCCCUCCACGAGCUCUGCCAGGGCUCGGAGCUGAGCCGCGACGGCCCCCGCAAGCCGCCGUGCCCCCAAUCCCCCGUGCUGAGGAGGGGAGGAAGCGGCAAGCGCCUGCUGAGGCCCGACUCGCUCAUCAUUUACCGGCAGAAACGGGACUGCCCGGUCACCAACAAGGAGAACAAGGGCUACGGGCUGGUCAGGCGCCUCUUCCAGGGGCCGCUCAGGGACAAGCCCCCCAGCUCCCCCCCAGCCCGAGGGCUCCCCGACAGCCCCAUGCUGUGGGUGCCCACGGAGCGAGAGGAGCCGAGGACGCCGGGCACCGCCACCACCACCAGCAGAAACAGCAGUGGCAGUAACAGCUUCCAGCUGCCCGGCAGCCCCGUGGCGCAGCCCCCCGAAGCCCCCAGCCCGGCCCAGACCCCCGCUUCUUCCCCCGGCCCUACAAAGCCAACACUGGGGCUGCGCCUGUCACUGCCGCUGUCGGAGCAGGAGCGCUUCUUCAACUACUGCGGGCUGGACCGGGCGCUGGUGGAGGGCCUGGGGCAGGAGCGCUUCGUGCCGGCGGGCUGGGACAACGCCUCCUCGGCCAAAUUCCCCGGUUCCUGCGAGUGGGAGCCCAGCCAGGCCUCGGGGGGCAGCGGGGAGGACGCUGGGCCGGGCGAGGAGGAGCAGGACGCCCGGCUCUGCUCCGCCGUGUCGGUGGUGGAGCGCAACGCCCGCGUCAUCAAGUGGCUCUACGGCUGCCAGCGAGCCUGGGCGGCCGCCAAGGAGUCCAUGGUGUGAAAUCAGGAGCCCCCCCAAAGGGGGUCGGGGUGGCAGGACGCGGCCCCUUGCCCGGGCUGGAGGAGGCCAGCACCCCGCGGGUGUCCUCGGCCCCAGCACUGUGGGGCUGCUGCUGGCCGGCAGGGACAGCGGGGCUGCCCCUUGGG